AUGACAAAAGAGAGGUUGCUGCGCUUGCUGCUGCUGCACGAUCGAUUAGAGACGUUGGAAGAAUGGGACUCCAUAUUUCGUGAUGAUAAAGAGAAAAAUGAUGUGGUAGAUGCAGUGACGAAAGAUGAAGAGCAGAAGAGGAGCCGUUGUCCAGCAAUGAUCAUUGCGAUGGACGAGGUCGUACCGUAUCUACCCGAUUAUAGUCCCGUAUCCGCCAAAUUAAAGGCAUUGAUGCGGUACAGCGAGUCCACAUACUUCAUACAAGUGAAUCGACUUGUGCAGGGAUGGCUACAGCAGGUACAUAGUAUUCGUUUUCGAACAUGGCUACUCUAUGACUGGCUCAAAUGUAGCCAUCUGACGAUAUCAAUGGAUCCAGUAAUGCUAUUGCAAUGGAGACACGUGCUAUGGAUAGCGACGAUAAACGAGACGGUCAAGUCAUUGAAGAGGACCUUGUUACCGUUUCUAAGUUUAAUAAACGAGACAAUUGAGGCUCAUUCCAAAUGCAACAAGGUGAUUAUUGCAUCAGAGCCGGUCUUGCAGUCGAUUGAGACCGUUGAGAAGUUGCUGGACUUUUGCUUCUUGCACGCCGAGCAGCUUGCAAGUUACAGUCUUCUCUGCGCUGCAAAGAUGCACGCGUUGGCCAUGAGGACCGAGAGGAGUACGAUAAAAUUGUCGCAGGAGGAGGAGGUGCUGGUGAGGUUGCGCUGGUCAUUGAUGCUGAAGCCAAUGCUGUUCAAACCUCUGCUACAGCACGCAAUCGCAUUCAAGACUGUUGCAGAGACAAUCACAACUGGCCCCUUGUGGGCAAGCACUUUAUUGAGCGAUCUUGUGGGUUUAGUGGAUGUCACUAGUCGAGAAAGGAUCUUGAGAGAGAUGGCUGCGACCAGAGACGAGUUGGAACGUGCAUUCACUCGCAAUGCCGAGCACAUUCACGGCGUUACGUCAAAAAUAACACAUCUAUCUAUCCAUGCUGUUCGUGUGGAAACAUACGUCCAGUCACUCUCCGACAAAGAAAAGCAGUUGCUGCUCGCCGAGCUGGAGCGAGAUUUGGAUGAAGCACCACCUCACUUGUUCCCGCACGCCUUCAUCUUCCUAGCAUUGAUUCUCCGUGCAACACUUUCGUCUACAGCUCGAGAACUACAGAGCGUGGCGACAGAAGCAAUUGUCAUCCUUUUCGCACUAUUUGAGCGGCGAACCCACGACGUUGAUAGCUGUGUAGACGUUCUGAGUCUACUGCUUGAACUAUCACUAGCUCACAACUCCAUCUGGCUCAAGAAUUCUCGACUUUACAUUCAAAUGAUCGAGUUGCUGUCUGAGAUUACGACACUUCAAGUCGACCACAAGCUCAAGUGGAUUACCAAGAUGGCUUUACAUCAACUGGUCUUUGAAUGUGACAUCCAGCUGCUUCUACACCAUCAGUCAACUCUUUUACAACUGCUACCUCCGUGCAUAAGGCGUCUCGUAAGUGAUUAA
Molecule: messenger RNA, 1473 nt
Organism: Peronospora farinosa
Lineage: Eukaryota; Oomycota; Peronosporomycetes; Peronosporales; Peronosporaceae
Source: the annotation of a GenBank genome assembly